Messenger RNA from Topomyia yanbarensis, 1261 nucleotides. It is a transcript of the gene Rpn8, whose product is annotated as 26S proteasome non-ATPase regulatory subunit 7. The coding region runs from base 172 to 1182 and encodes 336 amino acids. Gene Ontology annotation, cellular component: proteasome regulatory particle; proteasome complex. Gene Ontology annotation, molecular function: protein binding; metallopeptidase activity. Lineage: Eukaryota; Metazoa; Arthropoda; Insecta; Diptera; Culicidae. The transcript has 2 exons. The record is from RefSeq and is a predicted model, not a curated record. Gene Ontology annotation, biological process: proteasome-mediated ubiquitin-dependent protein catabolic process.
AUGGUGUGCGAAGGUUGUAAAACGUCACACACGCGAGAGAGCAAAAGUUGUUUUGUCAUUGCAUUAGCAGGCAGAAGUUUGCGAUUCGGAUUGUGUCGUCGUUUUACUAGUUUUUCAAUCAUAAAUCGUUAAAAGAGGCGUUCUAAGAUAUCUAGCUAAGAAACGAUCAAGAUGCCAUCAGAAACUAGCACAACAAAGGUGGUUGUGCAUCCACUGGUGCUACUCAGCGUCGUGGAUCACUUCAAUCGAAUGGGCAAAAUCGGUAAUCAGAAGCGAGUUGUUGGUGUAUUGCUCGGAUGCUGGAAAGCUAAGGGCGUUCUGGAUGUCUCCAACAGUUUCGCCGUACCCUUCGAUGAGGAUGACAAGGACAAAUCGGUUUGGUUUUUAGACCACGACUAUCUGGAAAACAUGUACGGUAUGUUCAAAAAGGUCAAUGCCCGGGAGCGUGUGGUCGGUUGGUACCAUACAGGACCGAAACUAUGCCAGAAUGAUAUCGCUAUCAACGAGCUGAUUCGGCGGUAUUGUCCCAAUUCUGUGCUGGUCAUCAUCGACGCUAAGCCUAAAGAUCUGGGUUUACCCACCGAAUCGUACAUUGCCGUUGAGGAGGUGCAUGACGAUGGCACUCCGACAUCGAAAACGUUUGAGCACGUGCCUAGCGAAAUCGGUGCUGAAGAGGCGGAAGAAGUCGGCGUCGAGCAUCUACUGCGGGACAUUAAGGACACGACGGUUGGUAGUCUGUCGCAGAAGAUCACCAAUCAGCUGUUAGGACUGAAAGGAUUGAACGCGCAACUGCGGGAUAUCAAAAACUAUUUGCUUAAGGUGGGCAACGGACAACUUCCGAUCAAUCACCCGAUUGUAUACCAGCUGCAGGACAUUCUGAACCUUCUACCAGAUAUCGCCCAGGAGUCGUUUACCGACACGUUGUAUGUUAAAACGAAUGAUCAGAUGCUGGUGGUGUAUUUGGCUUCGCUUGUCCGGUCCAUCAUAGCCCUACAUAAUUUAAUCAAUAAUAAACUUACUAACCGUGACGCCGAGGAGGGCAAAAAGAGUGAUGACUCGAAGGAUAAAAAGGAUGGGAAAGACAAAAGCGAGAAAGAUGGUGAUAAAGACAAAAAGAAGGAUGACAAGGAUAAGAAGGAAGAUAGUAAGAGCGAUAAAACGAAGGAUGAUAAGAAGAAAUAAAAUGUGAAGAAACGAAUCAUGUCAUGUGUACACUUUUGCAGAUUAUGUGAAAUCUUAUAAUAAACUCUGUACUUGAAUA